Molecule: messenger RNA, 573 nt
Organism: Metarhizium album ARSEF 1941
Lineage: Eukaryota; Fungi; Ascomycota; Sordariomycetes; Hypocreales; Clavicipitaceae
Exons: 2
Coding region: 1-573 (190 amino acids)
Source: RefSeq, a predicted model, not a curated record
AUGAGGCCGACUCUCUUCCUCCUGGCCGCGCUGCCUGCAGCCACCUUGGCUCGACUUGCAUACACGCCUCCCGCCGCCCUCGCAGUCAAAGCCGACGAUCCAAACAACGACUGCGUCCUGCCGGCAGACUACCAUGUCAGGAACUUCACCGCGGCGACCAACACCACCGGCGGCAACAGCAGCCGCAGCCUGACCUCGUACAGGUUCACGUUCCUGAAUACGCUGACAAACUCGUCCACCAGCUGCGCCUAUGGUCCCGGGACUAAACCCCAGGCCUCCGCCUCCAAAGGCGGACUGCCGCGGUAUUCGUGCGAGAGCACAGACGUGAGCUUCAUCUGGCAGGAUGAGACGAAGAAGCUGUCCAUGAUCCAGAAGGUGUGCCCCGAUGCCAACGGCCAAGCCGACUACGAAGCUGCCGGUUCCGUCAUCAUUUCCCUGUCUUGCAGCCUCGACGCCUGCCGGACCAAUGCCACCGACUACAGGGGCACCUUUACCAGCCUCAAUCCUAUCGAGCACCCUCGCGCGGUUAGACACGAGCGUGGCGUUGUGUGGUCCGUUGAGGUGGCCGGCUAA